Messenger RNA from Torulaspora delbrueckii, 8919 nucleotides. It is a transcript of the gene IRA2, whose product is annotated as Ras GTPase activating protein IRA2. The coding region runs from base 1 to 8919 and encodes 2972 amino acids. The record is from RefSeq and is a predicted model, not a curated record. Gene Ontology annotation, biological process: regulation of GTPase activity. Lineage: Eukaryota; Fungi; Ascomycota; Saccharomycetes; Saccharomycetales; Saccharomycetaceae. The transcript has a single exon.
AUGUCGAAUAAGGAUUCACCAGAGAUGGUGAGAUCACUGGUCAAGCAUUUGUUUUUUGAAAGAAUUCUGCCAGUACUCCCGGUAGAGUCUUAUCUAAAGACAUAUGGAGAAGUGGAGGCGAACGAAACGUUUUCAAUGUGUCGAUCUGUGAUCAUGGAUGUAUCGUUGGCGCAGGACGUGAAUGCCGUGGUCGAGGAAACAAUUACUCUGAUCGAGUUGAUUCUUCGAGAGGGAGAUAUCAUCGGGGAGAACAUUAGUCCAGAGGCUGUACAAUCGAUCCUGGCGCUUAUCAGGCUGCUCAGUGACAGUUUAGAGUAUUUUUGGGACCAUGCAGAAGUGACACAGUUGUCCAAAGCUAUGGGCGAAGCACUAGAUGAUGUUUACGAGAGGCAAAAGAGGUUGUUUAGUGGUUCUAUGCUAGGUUAUUCGACACAUAGACCGUGUUUCCAUUCCAGUUCACCCGCUCCUUUGAAAUCUGAACUCGCUACUAGAUUGUUGGAGACUUGCACAAGGAUCAAGUUCAAUACAGAAUCUAUUCGCAUGCUAAAGGACAUGUCUUUUCAUCUCUACGGGAGCACUUCAAUUGUCGCAGGAAGCAUUUUGCCGGCUUACCAAGCUUACUUGAAGGACAAAAACCAUCCAAGUUAUGCAGAAAAAGUGGAUCUAACAGUGGAUUACAUACUUCGGUUUCUGGCGGCUUCUAAUCCAACAGAGUUCACAACUUAUCUCAAGAUAAAAGUCUUGAAACCGUUAUUAGAAAAUCACGUUAGCAUUGAGAUAAAAGUUAUACAACAUCUCAAUCUUUUUGGAUGCGUCUUUCUCAGCAGGAAAAAUCUAACUAGAUAUCUGGAGACCAUUAAAAAUCUAUCAAAUACCAUGAAGAAGAGCAUAUAUCAUUGCCUCCUAUUGUAUUAUGCUUCCAAAGCAUUGACGUUUUGGAUGAUGGCACGACCAAAGGAAUACACUGAAAUAUUCCGAUAUUUGAAAGAUAGUCGAUCGAGUGAAGUCUCAACGCCUGAUUCUAAUUCCCAUUCAACAACAGCUUCUUAUAAUGAGGAGGUAGAGCGGUGUAAGGCGAUCUCCCAAUUGGCUUCGUCUAUCUUUGACGAUAUCUAUUCCUCCUUUAACAUUUCCACAUUGUUGUCAGCUGUCAACUCUUAUCACUCUAAUUCCAGUCCACAAUCUGCAUCAUCCUCUUUUACACAAUCACCAUCACAAUUUCAAGCUCCUCCAAGCGCUGCAGCAAGUUUCCCUUCCUCUGGGCCAUUCUCUCCACCUCUUUAUUCUACCAUUCCACAGUCUUCUACCCCACCAUCAUUGACCAAUUUGAGCGGAAUGGAGAAUUCUCCACAACAAAGCUCCAGUGAAACUUUGGGCAAAUCUUCGGUUCAGGACUCAACUGUUUAUCCAACAAGUAUAGAGGAUAGUCCAUCUCAUACGAAGAGAGCCUUAGAAGUAAGACAAUCAAGAACUUCAGGUGUCCCGCAUCUGAAGAAUAUACUUGAUCUCUACACCACGGCAGAUAGCUCAGAAUCAUUAUCCCAUUCCUCCGUCCUGAAAUUUUUGACGACAUUGGUUGUUUUAGAUAUGGACGUUUUCACAGAAUUAAAUGCUACAUGCUUUAGAAAUAUAGCCGAUCCUAGAAAGGGUGAAGAGAAUGCGAGUGAAGUGGAGGAAAAGGAGAAAAUUCAAGGAGGAAUCAGGCAUUUGACUCACGGUUUGAAAAGGUUGACUACUUUGCCUGUAGCGAAAAAAAAGGGAAUCAAGUUCAUGACCAUGUUAAUGAGAAACCUUGGAGGGUCUCUUUUGGUUACCGACACUGCAUUCUUGGACACGAUGAGAGCUUUACUGACGUUUUUCACAGUCAGUUCGUCUUUUGCAUUGGUCGAUGACACAAUACCGUCAGUAGUAUUUGCUAAGAGACUAUUUCCCGCUUUGGCUUUGAACCUGGAUUUGGGCAAAGACUGGAACUCCGAGGCCAAGAUUAACCCAUACUUACAGAAGUGUCUUUUGAGGCAUCCAAGAUUCUAUGGUCGGUCCCAAAUAGAGGUUUUCGCUGCAGCAAUUCAGUUAGAUCAAAGCGAAUUUUUGGACCAUUUGCAUCUCGAAGAGCUUACGGCAAACUUGAGCCUGAAGAAGUUAAGCCUCUACACAGAGGGUUUUAGAAUCUUUUUUCACCUACCAAGUACGAGAAUAUUGCGAAAAGGAACAGCUAAGAAAACGUCUGACUUUUUCAAGAGCCUGCUCUUUAAGAUUCCAGAUACUUUGAUGAAGUCGUUUCCAUACUUUGACGACAGGGUUGCCGAUAUUGUGACGUCGAUACUGGAUGGAUCUAUUAUUGAAGAGCUUGGAGAAAGAAACCUUUUUCUGUCCAGUUCGCAAUCUUCGACAUCAUCUUUCAUGUCAUCAUCAUCACCAUCUCAAUCAACGAGCGGACCAUCUCCUCCAGGUGGCAUGAACAUUGACAUGCAUCUAAUAGGCCAUCCUUUAGGCUGGACACAAUCAAAUAACUCCAGCAGUUCUGAUACAAGCUCAACAAAUCUUCCAGUGGGUCAAACCGAUCACCAGUUUUCUCAUUUGGUGGCUCCUAGGGCACAUCGCGUCUCUGGUACUUUGAAGAAAAACCUAUUGUUUUCUUCUCCUAGUGGUUUAGACUCAGAAAGAGGUCAGCAAGCCACUCGCACUCACACUGAAGUAAUGCAGGACUCACCCUCAAAUAUCACUAGGAAUGCUCGUUCACCGCUGAGUCAAGCAAGAUCAAGGAGAGCUUCUGACGAAAAUUAUGCUAAAGCUUCCAAUCAUUUCUCUAUAACGGAGAAUUUGCUGAAUACUGCUUUAGAAGAAUACGACGAUGCCAGAAGAAUUAUGAUCAACAUUUUCAGCAUAUUUAAGAGGUUGACAAAUUACUUCAUAAUACCGCGUGUUGAGAGAACGAACGAAGAGUGGGCAUCAGCAGACUUCAGGAAUAUUAUUAAGCCAAUCUUUGUCGCAAUUAUAGACUCUGAUGAUAAUUUACAACAAACAGCAGAAUCAUUCAUGGACGUUUUAAUAAACUACAUUCCAAGCUUCAGCGAGGGUUCUUCACAAGCGACGAUACAGGGUUAUUAUUACCUGUGCAGUUACACAGUGGCUCUCUUUUCUACUGCUCUUUUCGAUCUAAAACUCACUAACAACAAACGAGAAGUGGUACUUCAUAUCAUUGUAAAGUUUCUCAAAGUUAGAACGCACCUAGCCAAGAUGUCCGAGGGCUUGAAUUUCCCCUGCGCACUUUUAGACGCGGAAUCGGAAACAUUCCCUCUAAUUUCUGGUACAUUGGGAAGGGCUCUAAUGAUGUCUUUAUUUUCGAACAAAAGCAGUGUUCAGAAGCUUCUGAAAACAGCGUAUGGCGAGUUCUAUCAGGUGAUAAAGUUCCACGAAAAAACCGUGGGAAGCAUUCCAGCUCCAUGGCUAGAUAAUCUCGGAUUUGCUGGCGCAAUGUCUCAGGAUAACUAUGUUACAUCAGGUUCUGUCGCGUUCCAACGUCGUUUGAGACUGAAUAUUCUGAAAUUCAUCAAACGUCCAGAUGCAAUCCUUUUGGAUUCGAUGGAAGUUAUUUACAAGAAGUGGCUGAGCUUGUCUCGGUCGAAAUUGUUGUCUCAAGAAGAACUGGCCGACUUCAGGAGUUUUGCGGGAAUCCUGGCAUCUAUGUGCGGUGUUCUCCUGGCUAUCGGGGACGAAAACUCACCCCAUCUCAAGGACUUAAGGGUGCAGGUAACAACCGAAAUGGAUGUCUUCAUCAAAAAGCAGUGUCAAUGGUUGAAUCACCCCGAUUUGCUGACUAGAGAAAAUUCCAGAGACAUCUUGAGCACAGAAUUGCACCCGUUAGCUCUCAACCUGCUUUUCUCCAACCUGAAGGCAAAAAUUGAUGAUCUCAGUAGCGUCGAUUUAUCUCAAUCAGAUCAUGAUCUGUCCUUCGUUUUGCUGGAGCAGGUUAUUAUCAUACUAAGAACCAUAUUAAGGAGGGAUGACGACGACAAAAUACUUCUUUUAUUCUCACUCGACGUUAUUAACUUCAUCGAUCAAUUGGUUGAAAUCGUCAACAAAAUUCCUUAUGAGUCAGCCAAGUUUUAUAAGGCGAUAAUCCAUAUGUCAAAAAUGUUCAGAGCCUUUGAGGUUGCAGAAAAAUACCUCGCUGUGACAGGUCAUUACGAAUUGAAGAAUAAAUGGCUGAAGUUGGUUACUAACUGGUUUAAUCUGACUGUUGACAAAGAUUACGACCUUCCUAAUCUCGCCAAGCCUCACAGAGAAAUGGACUUGAAGAGGCGUGAUUUCGAUUAUUUGUAUAUUGAUACCCUUAUCGAGUCAUCAAGGGCGUUGGCCUUUCUCACCCAAGAUGUACCGCUCGAGAUCGCGCCAUCUGUCUCAGAAGAAGAACUAAGAAGGUCGAGAUUUGUCGUGUUCGGUAAUUACUUCAGUAUUCUUUUAAAGGGCCUAGAAAAAAGUACUGACAUUGAGAAGUUCCCGGCUUCGCUGAAGCACAAGAUCAGUAUUUUGAAUGAGAAUGUAAUUACUGCCUUGACCAACCUGUCAAAUGCUAACGUGGAGGCCGGCUUUCAGCAUUCGUUGCCAAUGGGCUACCAGCCAAAAAACAAGAGUAUUCGACUUGCCUUUCUCAAAGUUUUCAUUAAUAUUGUAAGCAACUACCAAGCUAAAAAAACCCAUACGGUGAAAUUGAAGAUGGCUGCUAUGGAUGAGGUCAUAUUACAUCUGAUUAAGCACCCCUACUUAGUGCUCAAGACUGCUACCAUCUGCCCUCCAGCCGAUAUUGAGGCAUGCGCGGCGGGACUAGUCAAUGCCUUCGAUGCUCGAAACGCUUCCUAUAUUUUAGUAAAAGAUCUCGUUGCAGAAGAGAUUAAAAAUGCUCCAAGGCAUAUGGAUAUUUUGAGAAGAAAUAGCAUUGCCACAAGAGCCCUAUCGCUUUUUUCGAGACUCAAAGGUAACGAGUAUUUGGUUAGAACGUUGAACCCAGUUCUUUCAGAGCUUUUAGACAAGGGCGAGUUCUUCGAAAUAGAAAAGGCUCAACCUGAUUCCAAAAAACAAGUGGCACUUUUCGUCAAGUAUAUGAAGAAACUAGUAGACGCCAUUACCAACUCUAUACCAUUUUUCCCACCUGAAUUGCUGAUCAUCUGCCAGACCAUAUACGAAUCGGUCAACAAAAAGUUUCCAGACUAUACAUACGUAGCCGUGGGUUCAUUUGUGUUUCUACGGUUUGUUUGUCCUGCCUUAGUGAGCCCCGAAUCCGAGAACAUCGUUGACAUACCUCAACCCCAAUGUAAGAGACCUUUCAUCACUUUGGCCAAGGUUAUCCAAAGCAUUGCGAACGGUUCAGAUAAUUUGGCUAGAUGGCCUCUGCUAGAACCCGAGGCAGAUUUCUUGAAGGAUUGCAGCUGCCAGAUUUUCGAUUUUCUGAAAGAUGUGUGCCGAACAGACCGUACCGUUUCCAUUCCUGUCAAUCUAGAUCCUCAUCCAGUGUCUUAUGAGUUUAACUUUUUGCAUAGAUACUUCUACACACACGAGCUAGAAAUCAGGAGGGCGUUACUAGAAGACUAUAGAUCAUUUAGUGAGUUUGAGUCGCUCAAAUACUUCUGGCUUAUGAUCGACAGGGACCUGGCUGUGCUCGGCCAGCCAAAGAUGGAGUUCAAGAAUGAAAUCCCCUCGUUCAUCAAGGAUAAUAUGGAUGAAUAUCCACAACUUUACGAGUUCAUGAGUAGCCACGCAUUUCGAGAUGUUGGUGCUCUCAAUAGUGGCAUAUCUUUUGCUCACGAGUCAAUGUCAGCCGAUGGCCUUCCUAUUCUAACCCUAACGUUCAGGAGAUUUUCAAGCAACGGUGUUGAUGUAGAGACGGUCGUUUAUCGGACGUUCCAAAUAUAUGCGAGAAUUUGGACUUCAAAACAUUUCUUAGUUUUGGACUGUACUGAAUUUGAUGAGCAAGAGAUAGAUGUGAAAAAAUUGACAUCACUUUUCGCUAGUUUACUACCUCCGAUUGCUCUCAAGAACUGCAAAGGUUACUUUUAUUUCAAUAUUGGCGAAAACUUCAUGAAUAAAUGGGGAAGAUUACUUGGCCAGUCUAAUCCUUACAUCACUCAUAGUGUUCCUCAGCAUUUUGUCAAUAGCUAUACCGAUCCCGAGCUCGCUAAAUCACUGGGUCUGUCCGGUCAGAGUCUUGAGGUUUUGCAAGAUGUUCGUGUCACUCUGAAUGACGUUACGCUAUACGAUUCCAAACUGAAAAGAUUCACGCCAAUAUCUUUGAAGAUCGGUAACAAAUAUUUCCUGAUAUUGCAUGAGACUAGCAAGCACUACAAAAUUCAAGGAUGGGAUAAAUUGCUUGACAUAAAAUUCAACGACGUCUAUGAAAUAGGGAAAGUUACAUCAGUCGAUAUAACGUCUACUACAGGUGUUAAAAACGAGUUUACCGUUAAUUUGACUGGCUCCAGGACUUUGGUGUUUAGCAGCUCAAAAUACUUGGAAAUAGUGAAACUAUUUUACUACGCCUUGGAUAGGAUAGAGGAGGAAUACGUCAAUGAGGACCAAGCCCCUGCUACAAAGCACGAUGUCAAUGAAAGAGAGAAUCUAGAGCGCUAUGACAUUCUUUGUCACAUCUUUUUGAAUGUCUGGGUAGGGUUAUGUGGUGAUGACGACGUCAUCAGAUCAGUCGCUUACAACCUACUGGCUGUCACACAAGAAACAUUUAACGUUGACUGCGGAUCUCAUUUCCGUCAGUCACCCGAAGUGUACGUUUUGAACUAUUGCUGCACUUUUGGAUGUUUGAUAUCUGAGGCGCUGGCCAGAACAGCACCUGAACUUACGGCUUUUGUUUUUAAGUACUUUUUGGAGGCGAUUGAAAACAAAAUGAUCACGCAAGUAUCUGUUCCUCAAACCAUAGCCUGCCUUUCUUACUGGACCCCAAACAUUUACAAGGAUGUUUACAGGGUUAAUGCCGAAGAAGGCCCUGAGGCCGCUUCAAGAAUUAUACGAGCACUAAUCAGACUAACUGUAUCAGACCCAAGUUUCACAACAUUGUAUGUGCAGCAGAUUUGGUUGGUAUUAGUGAUCGAAGGGAGUUUAACACCACUCAUAGUCGAGGAGUUGAUAAAUCAUGCACUUGAUAGAGACUCAGAGGGUCGUGAUUGGUCCUCGGCUUUGAGUAUACUUAAUGGGUCGCCAACAAUCGAUAUGGCUUCGCUGAUAAUAGGCAAACUUAUGAAGAUAAUCAAGUCGUUUUUACCAUCUUUGAAAUUGGAAGCGUCGACUCACAGCUGGUCUGAACUUCUGAUUGUGGUGAACAUGUCUAUCCCUAUCUUCUUUGAAAAUACCUUGAUCACUCAGAUGUUCUUGCCAGAAACUCUUUUCAUUAUAUCUUUACUGAUAGAUGUGGGCCCGACUAAGAUACGCACAUCUCUUCAUGCGCUGCUCAUGAACGUCUCUCACUCCCUAACAUUGAAUGAUGCUAUCACGGAAGAACAAAAGCGGAUGCUAGACGAGGUGUGUACUACGCUGUCACGUCAGCGCUCGAAGUUUAUGUUUGGCUUCAGCCAGGAUAAGGGUCGUGUACUACAAAAUUUUAGUGCCGCAUCUUUUGCUAGCAAGUUUGCCGCUCUAGAACAUUUUAUCAAAAGUCUGAUGCGUUUGAUCGAUUGUUCAUCUGUAACCGAGGCCCCACAAUGGAAAACGAGAUUCAAAAAGUACUUGAUCGACACGGUUUUCAACAGUGAUUCAUUUCUUUCAGCGCGUGCAAUGAUGAUUCUCGGUAUAGUCGGCAAGACAUCUACGUCGGAAUCGCUUUGCAGGCAUCUUUUAUGUGAAACUAUGAAAGUGAUUGCAGAGCCGCAAGUGACCGACGAGCUGAUCUUUUUGCAAAUAGCGCAUAUUUUCACCUAUAGUAAGCUCGUUCAAGGUAUAGACACAUCCCUUGAUUUACUGAAACAAUUGUUUUGGCUCUCAGCUGCGGUGGUCGAAUCACCCCAUCCAGUGGUUUUCGAAGGCGGGUUGCUUUUCAUGUCGAAUACUCUGGCCUGUUUGUACCAAAGUCACUUCGAAUCAAAGAAUGACGAACCCUCCUUGACCUCUACCCUGAUUCGGUACAGAAAUUUUGCCAACACGCUACUGGAGGAGCUUGAGUCUUUGGGGGGUGCAGUAUGGGAUGAACAGAACUUUACUCACAACACUUUGGCACUGUUCAGCCGCGGGCUUUCGAUCUCAACAGCAAAAAGUGCUGCUUUAGAAUCUCUACAGUCUCUGUUUGGCAACUCCUAUCGAGAGCAUGGCAUGAAUCCAGAAUCAAGGCACUACUUAUGUUACAUGUUCUUCCUUUACUUGUUUCUUGCCCCAGAGCAGUUUACCGAAACAUUGAGGGUGGCAGGUAUUGAGGAUGAGAUGGUAGAUCUUCACGACAACAAUAAAAUUCCUAAAGUUUUGGCUGACUGGUUAAGUUCAGACAAAUGUUGUCCAAAUAUAACUCUCUAUCAAGGUGCUAUUCUUUUCAGUAGCUCAGUUUCCGACGAGCCCUGUAAGUUGAAAUUUGCGCUUAUUAUGAGGUUUUUGAUGAAAGCCAGGCCUACCACCAUUUUUAGAAUUUACGUGGUGGUAAGAGAGGAACUUCGAAGGAUAGCAGCUCUCGAUUUGACUUCAGACUGUGUCGCUGUAUCAUUUGACAUCAUAAGGCUGCUUGUCAAAUACCCAGAAUUCAAUAACAUGGAGAAAUUUCACAGUGAGAUAGUACAGACUAUUAAACAAAGGGGACUUCAGGCUGUUACCAAAAUUGAUGAGUACGAUCAAAGCUCUACUGACCUUUUCACCAAACUAGAGGCCAAUGCCGACCUUAUUUACAAUUGGAAGAGGCUAAUAACUAUGAUACUUUCGAGGAUGACAUGUUUUGUUUAA